Molecule: messenger RNA, 678 nt
Organism: Topomyia yanbarensis
Lineage: Eukaryota; Metazoa; Arthropoda; Insecta; Diptera; Culicidae
Product: E3 ubiquitin-protein ligase CCNB1IP1-like
Exons: 2
Coding region: 77-640 (187 amino acids)
Biological process (GO): reciprocal meiotic recombination
Cellular component (GO): synaptonemal complex
Molecular function (GO): ubiquitin protein ligase activity
Source: RefSeq, a predicted model, not a curated record
AGUGUGCGUUUGAUAAACGUCACUAAUUUCCAUUACGCCUACAACUACAACACUAAGGCGACAAGCAGUUAUCGAAAUGUCGUCGCAACGUGAUCAACUGAUUUGCAAUGCACGUGACUGCUUCAAGAAGAUCGACGAUGUCGCCUGGAUUACGUGCUGCUCCCAUGUGUUUUGUGCGCAGCACGGUAAAGACGCCAAAUUGCGCCAAACAGGGUCGGCAUCCUGUCCGGCAUGUGGCUCCCGUUUCCGCGACGAUUUUGGCGUUGUGGAGCGAAAUUUGAACAGCUCGCCGCAAUAUCGUGCGCUUCUUUUGUGUGGCUACAGUCCGGAGGUCAUAAUGGAGAUUGCAAACAAUGCAAUCACAUUCUGGAACUUUCAGAAGCAACAAGUGUGUCUCAACUUGGAACGAAAGCUGGAAUACUAUAGGGAAUCCGUGUCUCGAUUGAAGAAAGAGGUGGCACAGGAAAAAAGCGACGCCGAGAGCAAGACAAACCGUUUGGAGAAACAGCUGGAGCAGGCUCAGACGAGGAUUAAAGAGCUAAGCGAAGAGAACGCUAUAACCUCCAGGGAAGCACGCGGUGAACAUUCUAGGAUGGAUCAUCAGGCAAGGAAGCGGAAGAUGGAUGAUUUUUUGUUAUAAUAAACAUCCGCGGGUAGCAUAUUUUACUGCGCCAGUGA